UGCUUGUGGAAAGCAGUGAACAAAGAUUACAAAACAACUCCAUUGUUGAUCCGAGCACCAUAUCGAGUGUGAAUGGGAUCAGAUGCUGUGGUGAUGUAGUUGAUACCUGGAGCUACCCUAAUGGAUCAAUUAUCAGAUUGAGAGGAGACCUUCUUGUAGUUACUAGAAGACCAUUGUGUGUUCGGAUGCAUUUAGAGACUGAUUCUGUGUUCAGUGAAUUCACAGCAAGUGUUGAGGGUGUGUACACUUGCAACACUCGAGACUCUGAUGGCCUACAGCAAUUAUUGUUCAUUGGCAUCUACACAACAGACAGUUAUCAAAACUCAUUCGGACCAGUUCUCACGGACAAUGUCACAGUGGAGCUACUCUCCUCCCACGUCCACUACCCGCCCUCAUUCUCACUCCACUGCCCCACAACCAGCUACCCUCCAACCACCGUCUUUUGGUCACUGGAUGUAGCAGGCAACAACAUUCAACUUCCAAACUACUCGUCUAAGAUCAUCACAGACAAACUCGCAACCAAUUACAACAACAGUUUAACAGUCAAUAAUCUCACAUUUUCAGGAAGACUAACCUUCACUUGUACUGUCACCAAUAGCAGAGGGUCAAUGAAUGCCAGCAGGACUCUACUUGUUCCGUCUGGUCCCCCUACUGAUCUGAGUGUGGGUGCCUCUGGAAGCAAUGAGGUGAUAGUGAUAUGGACUCCUCCUGAGAAUGUACUGGGCUACACGAUGGCCUACACCACUGGAGGGCCCACUGGCUUCAAGUUUUUUGAUGACUAUAUUGGCGACAAUGCUACAUUGAUGGACGUAAUAGCUGGUGAGAAGUAUUCCAUCACGAUGCAGGCUUUUGGUGAUCUUCCCGGCCCCAUCAGUAAUCCAAUUACAAUCACCCUCCGAGCUGUACCUGCCCCCUCCAUUAGUAGUGUCACCACUCUCUCCUCCACCAGUAUCGACGUGCAGUGGAUCAUACCUAACACAACUGACAUCAUCACUGGUUUCCAAGUAUCUUACGCCCCCCGGAACAAUCAAUGUAUAUAGGGAUCAGGUCGG
This is a messenger RNA of Halichondria panicea, 1052 nucleotides long. RefSeq names its product immunoglobulin superfamily DCC subclass member 3-like. The coding region runs from base 186 to 1040 and encodes 284 amino acids. NCBI's taxonomy places the organism in Eukaryota, Metazoa, Porifera, Demospongiae, Suberitida, Halichondriidae. Gene Ontology annotation, cellular component: axon; plasma membrane. Gene Ontology annotation, biological process: axon guidance; dendrite self-avoidance; homophilic cell-cell adhesion. The record is from RefSeq and is a predicted model, not a curated record. Gene Ontology annotation, molecular function: cell-cell adhesion mediator activity. The transcript is spliced from 4 exons.